AUGACAAAUAUGUGCAAAAGUUUUCCUGAUCAGGCUGUCAACUGCCUCUCAAGUAGGAGCUAUUCAUCAGAUCAAAUUAUUCUUUCAUCUAAGCCCAGGAAACUUUUGCCAGCUGUAAUCAAUUCUACAAAUGAUAAUCUGCCAGACAUCCACUAUAAAGAAAGAAGUCUCAUAUACUUUUUACGUGAUAGUGAAACGUAUUUCACUAAUCCAUGGCUGACCCAGUUUCUCCCCGCGGUCGAGAUUCUUGCAUUUGUUCUGGGUCUUCCCUUAAAUGCUUUGGCGAUUCAUAUUUUUGUGACGAAGACGAAGCUUUGGAAGCCGGCUGUGGUGUAUAUGCUCAAUCUCGCUUUUGCAGAUCUGGUCGUGCUGAGCAUGCUGCCUUUUAAAAUCGCAUACCUCAUUAAUGGACACGACUGGGUCUUUGGGCCUACUAUGUGCCGGUUGGUCUCUUCUACUUUCUUCUGCAACAUGUACAGCUCCGUUCUGCUGAUGACAGGGAUCAGCAUCGAUCGUUUCUUGGCUUUGGUUUGCCCCAUGAAGUCUCUGCCCUGGCGCACAGCAAGACGCGCCUCUGUGACCUGUUUUGCCAUCUGGCUGCUCGCCAUAAUGGGGGCGAGCCCGCUGCUUGCCUUUGAUCUCAUUCUGUGGAUACCUCAGGUGAACAUUACCACUUGCUUCGAGGUGUCUGCUCCUGUGGAAUCCUUCAACUAUUACUUAUUUGCCUUAUCUAUUUUCUUCUUUUUUAUCCCGUUACUAAUUUCUACUACUUGUUAUAUAUGCAUUAUAAGGCGACUUUUUAUGGCCAGGUUUAUGGUGCAGCCAGGGAGGAAGAGACGUGCGAUCUUCUUGUCCGGUGUUGUCCUGUGCACCUUCUUCCUUUGUUUUGGUCCGGCCAAUAUCCUGCUAUUAAUGCAAAUCUUUUUCCCGCCUGAACAGCUUCAGAGCAUCACUUUUGCUCACAUGCUCAGCCUUUCCCUGACUGCCCUCAACUGUUGCCUUGACCCCUUAAUCUACUAUUAUGCCUCCUCAGAAUGCCAGAGGCAGAUCUGGAGUGCUUUGUGCCCCAGAAAGCUGCUUCUGGUUAGAAAAGUUAGUCAAACAAGCAGUAACACAGCACCCUCUCCUAAAGGCUUAGAGCCAUCAUUUCCCAUUUAG
Molecule: messenger RNA, 1158 nt
Organism: Thamnophis sirtalis
Lineage: Eukaryota; Metazoa; Chordata; Lepidosauria; Squamata; Natricidae
Source: RefSeq, a predicted model, not a curated record